CAUGUCGCCAGUUUCCGUCAGUUACGUAUUUGUCAUGUAUAGUGUAACGUGUCUUUCGACGCCCUUGGGUUGAGUUGGUCUUUGCAACUCUUGAACAGUGGGUGUGAUACAAAGAUUUCAUAUUGCAACAGUUUCAGCGUACCUCAGUCUGCACGAGAACAAGUUCGCAGUGAAGGAUGUCCCUCUACCCAAGCUUGCCCGAGGACGCCCCAACGCCUAAUUAUGCCAAGCUUGCAGAGAACCCACACUCCCUCCUUCCUGCGUGUUCGGUGUGCUAUGACGAAUUCUGUGAGAAGCGUCCCCCAAAGUACCUUUCCUGCCAUCAUACCUUCUGUAAGGAGUGCAUUCAUCAACUGCUGCGCGGAGGCAAGGUGGAAUGCCCGCUGUGUCGCAAGGUGACGCGAGCGAUGUCUGCCGAAAAGUUGCAGACUAAUAAUGAUGUACUAACGAUGGUCAAAUACGGGGAUAUUGUCAGUAGCCUAUGGUGCCACGACUGCCAGAGUGUUCCAAAGCCCAGCUGUGCAACACAUCGCGUCGACAACCGCUCACCAGUCUCUGCAGUGACGAUAGGACAGCAGCUGGACAGCACGCUAGAAUCGUGGAAGCCGACCUUCACAAGGGUGGUGGAAACCGCACACGGCUGGUCCCUGGUGGCAGUCGACGCCACCUACUCCACCGCCGUGUCUAUCAGUGACAUGGUGACUCCUCUUGUGACCUACGUCAUCGACCGGAUCAGCUGCUUUAUCAAUUCAUGAUUUAGUAGACUUUGAUUUUUUAUUGAUAUAUAUAUAUUUACACGUACGUGUGUUCAUACACACAUUAGGUAAUGUAUCAUUUUCCUCUGGAUGUGUUACUCUGCUUCCUCAAAUGUUUUCUGUGAAUGUGUUAAGUUAAGUAUUAAGCAUAGCUAUUUUCCAGCUUCUAAAGCUGAAGUUGUUAUAUUUAGUCUUUUGUAAUUGGAGAAUGGUAUAGAUAGUGUGCGUUAUGUCAAAACAUUAGGCACUGAAGAUCAUGCAUUCUGUAUAUAAUAUAGAAUAAUCCUGUGAAUAAAGAAAAAGAAAAAAAGUUUGUAUAAUCUUUUCC
This is a messenger RNA of Penaeus indicus, 1083 nucleotides long. RefSeq names its product E3 ubiquitin-protein ligase rnf152-B-like. Gene Ontology annotation, biological process: protein ubiquitination. The coding region runs from base 177 to 755 and encodes 192 amino acids. The transcript is spliced from 5 exons. The record is from RefSeq and is a predicted model, not a curated record. Lineage: Eukaryota; Metazoa; Arthropoda; Malacostraca; Decapoda; Penaeidae. Gene Ontology annotation, molecular function: ubiquitin protein ligase activity.